UGCAGUGAAUACGUUUUGAGAGUUUAUUCGUUCAAAUUCAUUACUAAGAUGAAGACAUCAAAUGUUUGUGUUCUCGUUAUAUCAGCAUUAGUUGUAGCCCAGGUUUCUUCUGAGGUUACUGAGCUCGAUAAAAUGGCCCUCACUUUGUUUCAAUCUUUGGUUGAUAUUGUUGAAAUACCGUAUAGAAAAAUUGAAAAUAUUGUAAAUCCAUCGGAAGCCGGUAUAGAAAAAGAACCAUUUUUAGAUGAUCUUAUAAUCAAACUUAAACGGAAGAAGGAAGAAAUUGAAAAGAAAUACUUAGAAUCAUUAUCGCCGGAAACUAGAGAAUUGCAAAAGAAGAGAAUAAGCGAAUUUGCCAAUACUUCGCAAAGAAUACUUAAUUCAAUUCAAACUUCUAGUAAAAUGGCCAGGAGUAUGAUAAAUGCAUAUUUUAACCACCUACCAAAAAAUGUCCAGAACAAAUUAAUUGGGUUGGGACAAGACCUAAAUAAUAUUUUACAUAAAUUAAAGUUUUUGCCACAGGAAAUGUCCAAGAAUGAUUCUUCGGCUGCAAAAAACAACUAACUUCGUGUAAUCAAAAAUAUUUAUAAAAAUCAGCGGAUCCUUGCGUCAAUAUUAUUGAAUCAUUUAAUUACCUAUAAAAAUUA
Messenger RNA from Diuraphis noxia (Russian wheat aphid), 647 nucleotides. RefSeq lists its product as uncharacterized. The record is from RefSeq and is a predicted model, not a curated record. Lineage: Eukaryota; Metazoa; Arthropoda; Insecta; Hemiptera; Aphididae.